AUGCGCCGUCGCCAAUGGACGGCCCUUGGCCUCGUCGCCUUCGUUACCAUCUGUCUAUUCUCACUAUUCAGAUUGCCGCCAGACCAGCGACCGAUAUCGACGUCACCCCUCUCCAACAACCCUCCUCCACCCGCGCCAGAAGCUGCGAAGCCACCACCCGUUGACGAUGGACCUGGCUACCUGGGCCCCCCUCCCGAUAGACGGCCCAAGCCGGCGACAGGCACUGCCUCGCACCCGAUGUGGCACCUCAUGACCGACGCCGAGAAGGACUUCCAGACGACGCUCAAGAGGCAGUCCAAGACCCUCGAGGAUGCCGUCGCCGAGUACAAGAGACGUUAUGGCAUCCCGCCGCCGCCCAACUUCGACAAGUGGUUCGAAUUCGCAAAGGCCAACGGCGUUCAGCUCAUUGACGAAUUCGACAUGAUACAUGAGAUGCUCACGCCCUUCUGGGGGCUGAAGCCGAAAACGAUACGGGAGCGUGCGAGAGAAGCCCUUGGCUUCGACAACAAGCUGUUGGGCCUGCUGAUUCGCGACCACAAGACAUCGCACAUCCAGGGUGGACAGGACUGGCAGCGCGAGGCAACCGCAGGCAUGAUUGAGAAGUUCAUCCAGUGGCUGCCCAGCAUGGACCUAGCCUUCAACAUCCACGACGAGCCGCGCGUUGUGGUGCCACAUGAAGACUUGGCUCGCCUCGUCAAGAGGGCCAAGGAUGUGAACAUGCCCAAGGCGAACUCAUCCCCGAACCCGUCCAACACCUUCACAAAGCGACACGGAGACCUGAGUGAAGGCAAGAUCAUUGAGGAGUAUAAGCGCACCCGGUUCAACGUCUUCGCCCACCAGCCGACUUGGACUCACUCCCGCAUGUCAUGCCCGCCCGACAGCCCCUCGCGCGGUCUCGAAGAGGACGAACUGUCAGACGACCUGAGCAAGUACGGCGUCAGUGAGCUCGGCUUCAUUUACAACAUCACUGCCAUGUCAGACAUCUGUCUCUCCCCUUCGCUGGGUGAGACGUUCGGCUUCUUCGACCGGCCCAACGCCUACAACAUCGUCCACGACUUGUUCCCCAUCUUCUCCCAGUCAAAGAUCUCCUCCUACAACGAUAUUUUGUAUCCGUCUCCGUGGUACUGGUACAAAAAGGUCGCCUACGAUGAGUCCAAGGAUAUGCCAUGGGAGCAGAAGGAAGACCGCCUCUACUGGCGCGGCUCAACCACAGGUGGCUUCUCUCGCAACGGCGGUUGGCGCCGGCAGCACCGUCAGCACUUUGUUCAAAAGAUCAACGCCGCCGACCAGGCAAAGGUCUACAUCAACCGCGGCGACGAGAAGAACCCCAAGUGGGAGGUGAAGCAGGUCCCCCGCGGCGACUACCGCGACAUCAUCGACGUCUACUUCUCCCACGUCGGCCAAUGUGACCCCGGCGACUGCGACGCCCAGAAGGAAUUCUUCAAGAUCCAGGGCCACGCCGAGCAGCAGGAUGCCUGGAAGUACAAGUACCUCCUCGACAUGGACGGCAACGCCUUCUCGGGCCGUUUCUACGCCUUCCUGCAGUCCAAAUCUCUCACCUUCAAGCUCGCCAUCUUCCGCGAGUGGCAUUUCGAGUGGCUGCGUCCCUGGGCGCAUUACAUCCCCAUGAGCCUGCAGGGCGACGAUUGGCUCGAAGCGGUGCGUUUCUUUGGAGACGGCGCCUUGGGACGCAAUGAGGCGGAGCGCAUGGCCAUCAGCAGUAGCGACUGGGCGAACAAGGUUCUUCGCAAGGAGGACAUGGAGGUUUGGUUCUUCCGCCUCUUGUUAGAAUACGGCCGCGUCACCGACGACCAAAGAGACACGAUUGGUUUCUCAGCAGGAGGGGUUCCGCCGCUGCCAGCGUAG
Messenger RNA from Colletotrichum chrysophilum, 1866 nucleotides. RefSeq lists its product as uncharacterized. The coding region runs from base 1 to 1866 and encodes 621 amino acids. The transcript is spliced from 2 exons. The record is from RefSeq and is a predicted model, not a curated record. NCBI's taxonomy places the organism in Eukaryota, Fungi, Ascomycota, Sordariomycetes, Glomerellales, Glomerellaceae.